Molecule: messenger RNA, 810 nt
Organism: Medioppia subpectinata
Lineage: Eukaryota; Metazoa; Arthropoda; Arachnida; Sarcoptiformes; Oppiidae
Source: the annotation of a GenBank genome assembly
AUGUAUACCGCACUACUGGUGCUAUGUCUAACGGACACUUAUCGGUGCGCUACCAUUGGUCACCCGCUGAGCAUCGAGGUCGCCAGGGCUGUUGGCGGGCGUAUUGUGGGUGGUGUGAAGGCCACUCAAGAACAGGGUAAAUACCAGUGCUCUGUACACGUUAGGGGCUGGUUCGGUGAGGCCCACAACUGCGGCUGUUCGCUGUAUGGCACGAAGUUUGUUAUCACCGCCGCUCACUGUACUAACGGUUAUAAGAACACCGAUUUGGUGAUCAAAUACGGCGGCCUGAAUGUGGACACUCUACCCAUCAAAUCGGAAGUGGCCGAAAUCAGACAACACGAGUCGUACGACAAACCGAUUAGGAUUGACUACGAUUACGCUGUGAUCGUAUUGGCCGACAACAUACAGACUACUCCCGGCAAAGUCGAGACCAUACAACUGGUAGACACGGAGCCGGCCGACGGGGCCGAAGCGCACGCCACCGGUUGGGGCCGUUUGGUUGGCACCGAUAAAAACUCGGGCGCCAAAGAGCUACAGUACCAAAAGUUUCAGAUAGUUUCCUAUGACUCAUGUGUCAAAGCGUACGCUCCCUAUCCCAACAUCGAUAUUAGCCGACAAAUGAUCUGUGCCAAACACCAGACAUCAUCUACGUGCAAUGGUGAUUCUGGUGGUCCGUUAAUUGUUGGUGGUAAACUGGCUGGCAUAGUAUCAUGGGUGAUUACUGAUUGCCCGUCCAAUACGGUUUCCUAUCCAAGUGGUUACGCCAAUGUGUUCAUUGGUCGCGAUUGGCUUUUGUCAAAGUUGAAAUAA